This is a messenger RNA of Protopolystoma xenopodis, 432 nucleotides long. NCBI's taxonomy places the organism in Eukaryota, Metazoa, Platyhelminthes, Monogenea, Polystomatidea, Polystomatidae. The record is from the annotation of a GenBank genome assembly.
AUGGGGUCACGCAGAUUGCAGAGAUGGUCCCCUCUUCCCUCCUCCUCUCCAGAGCUCAGUGCACCGCGAGAUUGUACAUCACAUGCACCGGUUAUCAUUGAUGCCAUUUCGACAUCAUCCCCUCGGCUAUUAUUCCUCCGUCAUUCAUUUGUGCAAGACUGCUUGUGUGCGCCUGACUGGCCUCCUCAUCUCCGCUGGACGCAGCAUGUAUGCGGAGCUAAAUCUGAGUGGGCUGACUUUGUUUAUCCACGGCCUUGGACAAGCCUGUUGGCCUUUAAAUAUGCCUGUUAUCCCAAAGCUUUGGCUCAGCGAAUGUUGAUGCCGAGGGGUAUCGAAGCGAUUGAGGCUGACUCCAACGCAUGCCUCUGCCCAUUUGUCACAUUAGGCCGCCUAAUUCACAGAUUUGACAUUUCCGCAUUUGCACGGGUAUAA